AUGCUGCGAAGCCGAGCGCUGUGGGCAACCGCCGCGCUGCUGCUGUGCCUGGUCGCAGUUGACGCUGCCGACUUUGGAGGCAAGAAUGUUGUGAAGCUCACGCGCAAGAAUAUGAAGGAAGUGACCGCCGAUGGCAGGCUGUGGUUCAUCAAGUUCUACGCUCCCUGGUGUGGGCACUGCAAGAGGUUGGCCCCGACGUGGAAGGAGCUGGGGGACGAAUACGAGGGCAGCAAACAGGUCGCCAUCGCCCACAUUGACUGCACGGCGGAGAAGGCCAUAUGCAAAGCAGCGGACGUGAAGGGCUACCCCACUCUGAAGUUGUACUAUGAAGGCAAGAUUUACAAACCAUACAAAGGUGGGAGGGACAAGGCCAGCCUCAAGCAAUUUCUGGAUGGCUCAGCUGCUGACAUGAUGACAGAGACUGUCUCAUAG
Molecule: messenger RNA, 432 nt
Organism: Ostreobium quekettii
Lineage: Eukaryota; Viridiplantae; Chlorophyta; Ulvophyceae; Bryopsidales; Ostreobiaceae
Source: the annotation of a GenBank genome assembly